AUGACUAACGAUUUCAAGGGGACAUCAUCCGCAGCAUCCAGGGUGCUGAUUAAUCUUCUUGCUCGUCUCUUAAAGCAUGCGAGUGAUCUUUGGAUGAUAAUUGUGGAGGGGGAUAUCAGUGUUGAGGGUGGAGGUGCAGCCAUGCAGCAAAGCUCAUUCGUUGAUUUCCGAUCCAAGAUGGCAUUUGCGUCUGCUUUUCGUCGCAUUCUCAGUGGAUCUUCGAUGAGUCCUCCUAUUCUCCAGCCUCAGUUCUCUUGGGUUCGUUUCAAUUCAACACUCACAUCCCCAAAGCUCUUUGUCAGUGGGCUUUCAAGAUUAACAACUGAUGAAAAGCUUACAGAAGCAUUUGCCCCAUUUGGCAAGCUUAUUGAAGCAAAAGUCAUUAUAGAUAGAGCCUCUGGAAGAUCGAAGGGGUUUGGUUUUGUUACAUAUGAAACAAUAGAAGAAGCUGACAAAGCUCGGGAAGGAAUGAAUGCCAAGUUCUUGGAUGGAUGGGUUAUUUUUGUUGAUCCUGCCAAGCCAAGGGAGCCGAGACCUCCACCUCAACCAGAGGCACAGCCAUCUGAAACUGGUUUCAGAACAAAUAAGACUAUUGGUUGGUGCGGUUGAUUGCUUGAGAAGACUUUGGCCUAGAUCACCAUGGUAAACAGUUCGUCUAGGAAAAGUAGCCUCAAGUUAUAUUCGUAGGAUUAGUGAUAUUGUUGGACUAGAGGGCAAUUUAUUUGUGACCAACUGAUAUGUAGUACACAUUUUGUUGCAUGUCUGUUUGAGUUCUGUUAUAGUUAUAUAACUUAUAUUAAACCUGUACCUUUUAUGGCAUGAACCUGAUGUAUGUAACUUUUGCGGCCUAGACUUUUGUGGUUUUUUUCAGAGUAAAAUGCUUUUGUUUUGAAAUAAUGGAACAUGUAUAAUCUAUAAUUUAUAAUAUAAAAUGCCUUUAGGUACAGGUUGUCCCUAAUUACCAAAAUGCCGAAUAUAUAAAUAAAAUUAAUGACGAAAGUGUAUAACGUACAUAUUUAUAAUUCAUCUCUACCCUUUUUCUUUUUCUCUACUCCAUCACUUGGAAUAUUGGAUUCGGAAACAUAGCAGUAUUCUGGAAUGACAGACAUAAUUUGAAAAAAGAAAACAAAUAAAUGCUAGUUAAUUAGUUGGAUAGAGAAAGGUUAAACAUAAAGUUAAAUGAUGAACACAAAUUAUGUACUUAUAAAAAUAUAAAUAAUACAUUAAUAUUGCUAUGCUUAUAAAAUAGUUUUAUCAUUUUUUUUUUACAAAAAUAAUGCAAAUUGUUAGAACAAUAUGUCGUAUUAACGAUUUUUUGUGAUGUUGAACAUUCUUUAAACUACUUUUGGUAGUUGUUUAUUUGAAAAUUGUUUACACCCACCAUGUUGGAUGACAGGUCCACCUAUGAAUAGUGGGUCUUAUUUAAAUUCAUAAUAUCUACCAUUUAUUAAAAUUAAGUGGAGAUAUAAUAAAACUUUUAUUAGUUUUUGUAUAGAUGAUAUAGUGAGAAGAGGAUGAAGCGUAAAUUUCAUAAAUCAAACGGCCUACUGCAAUCUAUUUAAUAUUACAGUUGCGAAGUUGAAUUCUAAACUUAUAAAACUACAACAAUUGUCAAAAUUGAUCCAAUCUUUAUCUACUUUAAUCUAAUAGUAAAAAAUUCAUACCAAUUUUUUUUUCUGGUCCAAAAAUAUCAACUUCUUUACACGAUCUCCAAUGUCAGCUAGAUUUAUUAUAUAGUAUUUUCAAACAUAGGGAUAUUGCUAGAUGUAUAAUAUAUGGCAAUGAUUUUAGACAAAUUCAGAUCCAGGGCUUUCGAACAGUGCCAAAGAUCACAUGCAUUAUUAGCUCAUAGUCGGGCCCCUGUAGUUAUUCAGAUAUUCAAUUACACUCCCUAUUUCUUUUAAAAUUUCACUGCACCUCCUUAUAGAUUCUAGUGUUGAAUCAAUGACAUCCCCUACCGUUCACUGCAAUCUCUAACAACCUAAAUUCUAGAAAGUGGAAAUUAUGACUUAAAUUUUGUAUUUAUGCCAGAAUAUACCCUCCAGUUGCACCAGCUUAUAACUUGGCCACCUACUUGAAGAAAAUUAAGUCUCUGAAAAAAGAACAAAGGUAUGAAGAUGUAACGAAGCCUCAAUUUUUUUUUUGUUUAUAAUAUAUCCGGAUUUUGUGGAAUUUUUUUUUUUUGAAUCUUCAUUGGCAUCUCUUGUCAGAUUAAUUGAGUUAACUAUAAUGUAAUUUUAUUAAAAUAUCCAUGAUAUAUUUUAAAAUUUUGUUUUUAAUCGACUUGAAUCAAAUUUUAAUCUACUAGUAUUGAAUUUUAA
Molecule: messenger RNA, 2321 nt
Organism: Ilex paraguariensis (yerba mate)
Lineage: Eukaryota; Viridiplantae; Streptophyta; Magnoliopsida; Aquifoliales; Aquifoliaceae
Source: the annotation of a GenBank genome assembly